CAAGCUGACAGAAGGCCUCGUAUGUAGGGGAACGAAGCGAGGUUUCCAGAGGCUCAGCUGGCUCAGUCGCCUACCGACCGCGGCGUCGAACAGAGAGGUGGGUUUAUUUGCUGAUCGAUCCUCGAAUCGCGUCGUUGAGUCGCGACGCGUCACAUCAACUCUUCUUCCUACGAGAACAGCCGCAGGAGUAAGAGAAAAGAGCCCUUUCGAUUGUUCUGAUCAAAUUAUUCUUACUCUCGUUCUUUGCCCUUUGUUCACGACGCCCGGCGAGAGAUCGAUUCUCAGAGUAGGAGGCUGCUUGGAGAGGCAAUAAAAUGUUGGCUAAUCAAGACAAUAUCGAGCAGAGUUGAUGAAGGCCUAUUCGUGAAGAGACGCCUAAUUGAACAAGAGAAAGGAGAGGAAACAUAUUGCUCGUUAACUAAUAGUGAUUCGAGAGUGAGGCGAGAAACACAAUGGAUCCUUACUCAUUAAGUGUGGAACGAGAGGCUUCGAAAAACAUCGAGGAGAACGAGCGAGAGUGCUUCAAAGACGCGAUCGUCUCGAGUAGAAGCCUCAACAAAGGUUUCGUCGAGCCGACGAAGCUUAAAAAUGCCAUCCGAGAGAUUGUCGCGUGCAUCGUCGCAGCAUCUUUCCACAUAGCAGUAGGCCUCACUAUGGCAUACUCAGCGACUCUCAUUCCUCAUCUCGAGAAAAAAGAUGCGGAGCUACAUGCCACGAAAGAGGAGACUUCCUGGAUAGCCAGCUUGGUCGUCAUAUGCGCGCCAUUUGGCGCUCUAUUGGGAGGAUUCCUGAUGGAGAUGAUAGGUCGAUUGAGAACUCUGCAGAUCGGCGCGAUUCCCAGCGUGAUCGGUUGGAUACUUAUUGCCUGUUCGAGCAAUAUACCGAUGUUGCUGGUCGGUCGUUUGCUAUCCGGGAUGUCAACCGCCCUGGCAACCUCGCCGGCGAUUGUCUAUAUCACCGAGGUGGCCAGACCGGAACUGCGUGGCUCAUUGAUCUCGUUCGGGCCGACGUUGGCGUCGUUCGGAAUGUUACUGUCUUACUUAAAAGGCGCUUACUUGGAUUGGCGACUGGUCGCCUGGCUCAGCAUCAUUUAUUCGAUUGUGCCCGUCAUUAUGGUGCAGUUUUGGGUGCCAGAAUCACCUGUCUGGCUCGUCUCGAAAGGGCGCAUCGAUGAAGCCAAGAAGUCCCUAGAAUGGCUUUACAAAAACGAGAAAUCACAAGGCAAAACGUCAGUGGUCGAGGCGCAUUUUACUACCAUUAUGAAAGAGAACGAAAUUAAAUUGAAUGAGCAACGGCGGAGCAAACACGGCAAUGUAUCCAACAAAUUGCGAGGGUUCUUGAAACCGACCGGAUGGAAACCCAUGGCGAUACUUUUCUUCUUCUUUUCGUUUCAGCAGUUCUCCGGAAUUUACAUUACAUUGUUUUACGCAGUGACUUGGUUCCAGGAAGUGGGCUCAGGUGUGGACGAAUAUUUGGCUUCGAUUCUGGUGGGUCUGACGCGUUUUCUAUGUUCCAUGGUGAACACUUGGCUACUUAGGCGAUACAAGAGAAGAGCGUUGUGCAUAAUUUCAUCGUUCGGGAUGGCCCUAUGCAUGACCGUCUCCGGCUAUUUUACAUUGAACAUCAAAAAUGGCGAUCGCAGCGGCUACUGGGUGCCGGUGCUCUGUCUGUUACUUUACGUGUGCACAUCGAUGGUUGGCAUGCUAACUAUUCCAUGGACUAUGACGGCAGAAUUGUUCCCGACCGAAAUCCGUGGGAUCGCCCACUCCAUCAGUUAUUCCAUGGCGAACGUGCUGAUGUUUGCCGCGCUGCAGAGCUAUCGAAGCUUGCAAGCUUUCCUAGGAGGAUCAUACGCGGUACAGUGGUUUUUCGCCGGUAUUUCCGUGGGCGCGGCUCUCUUUGUGUGGCUAAUGUUGCCGGAGACGCACGGGAAGAAGCUGUCAGAAAUUGAGGAGUACUUUCACAACAAUUUCUUGGCCUUGGGUGCGGAGACGAAGAACAAAAAGCGGCGAGCUAAAAGAAGAACUCAGCAAAAGAAAACGCCGGCGACCGAGCCGCUCAACCCGAAAACUGUGCAAAACGUUUAGGAUUAUUUCUUCUUUCUUUUAUCACGAUUUGUGAAUUUUGAAAGAGCUCGAGUGGUCUCUCAGAGAAAGUGACCAAAGUAUUAGAUAUUUAAACCGCACAACUGGCCGAUUCUUACAUGACCAAUUUUGUAAUCACGUUACCGCGUAUUUAAUUGCGCACGAAAUAUUCGUUAUCCGCUUAAAAUGCUGUUUAAAUACUAAUGAUAAUAGAAUUCAAUGUUCGAUGUGAAUCAUAUUUAGCGAAGAAUAUCCGGUGAGAAUAUUCGGAGAAGUGUUUCUUCUGAAAGGACAAUAAGUAAAGAAUGGAAAAAAAAAAGAAAAAAAAAAGAAAAAACAAAGACGAAGGAUAUUUCUCCGAUGACUGUUUCACGCCGGACUAAAGCUGAUAACACACAUCGCGAAUGUAUACAAUGUUAUUAUAUAACGAAAGAGAGGAAGAGAAAGAUAGAGAGAAUAGUAUCUUGCAAUUUGCGAAAAAUAUACGUAUAUGUUCUACGGUAAGAGUGUCCACGCAUAGUACUUCCAUUUCUUUUUUUCCUAUAAAGAUUUCGCGCGAGAGAAUCAUCGUUACAGUAUUAUGAUACCGAUCUGAUGUCGCGGUAGAUAGCUAGGUAGAUUAUUGUCAUAGAAUGAUUAUAGACCGCGCGAUAAGAAGAUUCUCUAUUUCCUUUUAAAUAAUAUUAUCACUCCAGCCGCAUACCAUUUUUCUACAGUAGCAUAAUUGUGCGAUGGAAAAACAAAAUAGAUGAUAUAUGAAAGAUAAUAUAGAUAAUAUGUGUCGAACAUGUAAUGGUAUACAAUCAUAUACAAAUGUCGGAGACUCGCAAUAAUUGCAAUUGUGCCGCUGAACUUUAACACUUCGCAAAAGAUCAAGAAUAUACAGCGAUGGAUUUGCAAUAAUUUUUUUCGACCGAGUCGAACAAUUUCUUCGCAUCGAGUUUCGACGAGCUUACUGUAAUGUGCAAAAUCGAAUGGAAAAUUACGCGGACGAUAAUGAAUUAACUAAUUACCUAAUUGAUUCGUUCGACUUCGAUCGUGUUUGUCCACACGUGGCGUCGUUUACUUACAAUUAGAGCAAAUAUUUGAGUAUGUUCGAGGGAUACUUAAUUUAGCGUAUUAAACAUUACACUUACUUAGACGGAUUGUUUGAGGAGAAAUAGCAAAAGUCAUCAUAAAGAUAUUGCGGAAAAAAAAUGUUUACAUUUUAUUUUCUAAUAUGCAGAAAUAUUUGAAUAAAAAACAACAAUGCGAAAUAUAAUAA
Cataglyphis hispanica is the source of this 3348-nucleotide messenger RNA. RefSeq names its product facilitated trehalose transporter Tret1-like. The transcript has 9 exons. Gene Ontology annotation, biological process: transmembrane transport. Gene Ontology annotation, molecular function: transmembrane transporter activity. Gene Ontology annotation, cellular component: membrane. The record is from RefSeq and is a predicted model, not a curated record. Bases 453 to 2087 code for a protein of 544 amino acids. NCBI's taxonomy places the organism in Eukaryota, Metazoa, Arthropoda, Insecta, Hymenoptera, Formicidae.